UUAAAGCGUUUCCAGCUUGCGUCGACACAGGAAGUUGGUGCCGAAUUUCAUUCAACUGUGACUAACAUUAUUCGUUUUGCUGCUUUUCAACACGACACGCGUUGAUUUUACUUGUACUUCGUAACUCAAAUUAAAAGCCAGAGGAUCAAGUGGGUUCGUGUCGUCGUUGGGGAUGUAUGCCGCCAGAUACGACGGCCACAGUGACCGCCAUGAGCGGAUCGACUUCUUAACCAGCAAGGAGAAAGCCUCAUCCAAGCGGAAGCUCGGCGCCGUGAUCGGCGUUCUACUGGCGGUCCUCGUCCUCGCUGCUGUAGCUGCUUUCCUAAUUUGGCUUUUUGUCUUUAAGGAUGCCGAAGAAGCCACGCUCAGUAAGCAGCAGAAACCUGCCGUGCUGGUGUUCAGCGGCCACAUGAAGAUACCCGACAUCCCAUACAAAGAGAAGCUGGAGGACACCAGCAGCCCCGAAUUUGAAGCACUGGCAGAAAAACUGGAGGGAGUUUUGGAGGAAAACUUGAAGAAGAAUCCAUUACUUGCUACAUACUACACAAAGUCUGUUGUCACAGCGUUCAGUGAGGGUGUGAUCGCUUACUAUUGGUCCCAGUUUGAUGUCCCAGUGGAGGACCUCGAGGUCGUGCCUGAAAUCUCUGAGGAGCUUGUGUCAGAGACCUUGGAGAAUGGAAUAACGGAGCAGCAAAGGACCAGGAGCGUCGGUCAGGUCAAGAUCAGUGAAAUCACGGCCACACUCACUGACUCCCGCAUGGCCAGGAACCCGCGAGCCAAUGAAUGUUUCUUCCGUCUGGAUGCUGAAGAAACAGAGUCUCAGUUUUCAUCUCCGGGGUACCCCGGCGGCUACCCCUCGAAGUCUCGCUGUCAGUGGCAAAUCAGAGCGUCGGCCUCAAACGUCAUCUCUGUCACGUUUCCCUUCUUCCAUGUGGAGGACGACUGCUCCGAUGACUUUGUCUCCAUUUAUGAUUCUUUGAGUCCUGACGAUUCUCAGACGAUCACAGAGAAGUGCGGUCACAGGCCUCCCUCCAACCCUCUGGAGGUGGUGUCGUCCGGUAACAUCAUGCUCAUCAGCCUGAUAACUGACAGUGAGACCCAGCGGCCUGGCUUUCAGGCAUUGUACAAAGCCAUCCCAAAAUCUAAAGUGAUGACCUGUGGCAGCGUCCUCUCUGAAAGCUCAGGAGUCUUCACCUCCCCUCUCUACCCUAGUUUCUAUCCUCCUGCUAUGGACUGCAAGUGGACCAUUAAGGUCCCCGCCGGGAAAAAGGUGCGUGUGAAGUUCACCAUGUUCCGCAUGAAAGAGCCUGGGGUGGACACUCGCGUGUGUCACAAAGAUUAUGUGGAGGUUUCAGGCAAUAAGUAUUGUGGCGAACUGUCCUCUUUGGCUCUGACCAGCACCACUAAUACCUUAGAUGUGACCUUCCACUCUGACGAGUCGUACACCGACAAAGGCUUCCGUGCUGAAUACAGUGCCUACGAUCCCGGAAACCCUUGCCCCGACAUGUUUGCCUGCGCAUCCGGCAUUUGCAUCGCCACAGAACUCAAGUGUGAUGGCUGGAACGACUGCGGUGACAUGAGCGACGAGAUGAAGUGCGAGUGUGACAAGGACCAGUUUAACUGCGGCAACGGUUUGUGCAAACCUAAACUGUGGGUUUGCGAUCGCGUUAAUGACUGCGGGGAUGGCAGCGACGAGAAGAGUUGCAGUUGCGAGGAAAACGAGUGGCGCUGCGGGGAUGGCGUGUGCAUGCCUCAGGACGUGGUGUGCGAUACCAAGACGGACUGCGAGGACGGCAGUGACGAGGCCUCGUGUGAAACCUCCCCGGGCAUCUGCUCCGCCUUCAGCUUCAAGUGUAAGAGCGGCGACUGCGUCAACAAGGUCAACGCCGAAUGCGACCGCGUCGACGACUGUGCCGAUAACUCGGACGAGGCCAACUGUAAAUGUGGCACACGGCCGUACAAACUGAAUCGGAUCGUAGGGGGUCAAAAUGCUGAGCUGGGAGAAUGGCCCUGGCAGGUCAGCCUGCACUUCCUGACCUACGGGCACGUUUGCGGGGCCUCCAUCAUCUCCCAAAAGUGGCUCCUUUCAGCUGCCCACUGCUUUGUCACCCACGAACCAGCCAAUAAAGUCACAUCCAACUGGCAAACGUACAGCGGCUUGCAGGACCAGUACAAGCAAGACGACGUCCAGCGCCGCUCCGUGAAGACGAUCGUCAGCCACCCGGAUUACAACCAGAUGACCUUUGACUACGACAUUGCCCUGCUGGAGCUCAGCGAGCCUCUGGACUUGACUGAUACCAUCCAACCCAUCUGCCUGCCCGCUCCCUCCCACGUCUUCCCCGCAGGCAUGUCCUGCUCGGUCACGGGUUGGGGCGCGCUCCGAGAAGGAGGUCAAAAGUCGCAGCUCCUGCAGAAGGCAUCAGUGAAAAUUAUCAACGACUCCGUGUGCAACGUCGUCACCGAGGGCCAGGUCACCUCGCGGAUGCUCUGCAGCGGAUUCUUAACCGGAGGAGUUGAUGCAUGUCAGGGAGACUCCGGCGGCCCCCUGGUGUGUUUCGAGGAAAGCGGGAAGUGGUUCCAGGCCGGCAUAGUGAGCUGGGGGGAGGGCUGCGCUCGCCGCAACAAGCCUGGUGUCUACACUCGUGUCACCAAGCUGAGAGAAUGGAUCAGAAAGACGACGGGCAUUUGAUCACGUGAAGAAGAGGUGGGGGGGGGGGACGAGCCGGGAAGAAGAUCGGGCUAAAGGACGUGGAGAUGGAACAUUCCCAUUUGUAUUUUUUUUUUUUUUUUUUUUUUUUUUUUUUUUUUAGCAGCAGCAGACUAGGGACACAUUAUAUGGACCCAGACCCCCACACGAAUGACUCCAAGCACUUUAUUUUGGUUUUAUUCCUCCUCCCACUUCAACUCUUAACACACGCAUCGACCACAUUGACUCACAUUUUGAAUUGUAAUCAACCUCAAUGCCUCAUCAUUUUAUACUGAUACAAAUCCAAAGAUGAAAGAUAAGUAUUAUCUGCAUUUUGCCAAUAUUUCCCCACUGUUGGGCAUUGGAAAAAGUGUUUUUUUUUUUGAACGGCUUUAAUCUCUUGGAGAUAAUUUGCCGUUUUAUCUUCCAAAUCUGAACCGUAAUUGUUGUUUAUAGCCUUCACAACACUUUAGAUAGAUAUCUGAACUCACACGUUUGUAUGAUUUGAAGAACCAUUUUAAAUAAACAAAUCUUCCGCCA
Phyllopteryx taeniolatus (common seadragon) is the source of this 3226-nucleotide messenger RNA. RefSeq names its product ST14 transmembrane serine protease matriptase (gene st14). The transcript has 19 exons. Gene Ontology annotation, biological process: acrosome reaction; proteolysis. Bases 173 to 2689 code for a protein of 838 amino acids. The record is from RefSeq and is a predicted model, not a curated record. Gene Ontology annotation, molecular function: serine-type endopeptidase activity; protein binding. Lineage: Eukaryota; Metazoa; Chordata; Actinopteri; Syngnathiformes; Syngnathidae.